ACGAUGGCUGCGCAGAGAGUCGCUCUCAUCGCCGCCCUCCUUUGGCCCCUCAUCGUGAGCCUGCCGACAUCCAGAGUCAUUGAAAUUGACGUCGACGGCGGGAAAGACAGAGACAUUUUUGACAUCAACGAAGAUGCCGGCCUAGAUCUGUUUGAGGGCGACAUCGUGAAUGACCCGGAACACGGGAGGAACUCCAUCAUCGGGGACGAGUACAGGUGGCCCACCACCAUCCCGUACUACUUCGAGGACAGUGUCGAGAUCAACGCCAAAGGAGUCAUCCUGAAGGCUUUCGAACAGUACCGCCUCAAAAGCUGUAUCGACUUCAAGCCCUGGGAAGGAGAAGCCAACUACAUCUCGGUGUUCAAGGGCAACGGGUGCUUCUCGUCGGUGGGAAACCGCCACGUGGGGAAGCAGCAGCUCUCCAUCGGGGCCAACUGCGACCGCAUCGCCACCAUCGAGCACGAGUUCCUGCACGCGCUGGGCUUCUGGCACGAGCAGUCCCGGGCCGACCGCGAUGACUACGUGUCCAUCGCAUGGGACCGCAUCAGCGCAGGCAAGGAGCACAACUUCAACACGUACGACGACACGGUGUCCAGCGACCUCAACGUGCCCUACGACUACACGUCCAUGAUGCAUUACAGCAAGACCGCGUUCCAGAAUGGCUCGGAGCCCACCAUCAUCACCAAGAUCCCGGCGUUCAUGGAUGUCAUCGGUCAGCGCAUGGAGUUCAGCGACAGCGACCUGCUGAAGCUCAACCGACUGUACAACUGCGCAUCAUCAUCCACGUUCCUGGACACCUGCAGCUUCGAGCUAGAGAACAUCUGUGGGAUGAUCCAGAGCUCGGGAGCCACCGCUGAGUGGACGCGCGAGAUGAUGGUUGCCGCAGGACCCCCCACAGACUUCUCAAACCUGGGCAGGUGCACAGGCUCUGGGUUCUUCAUGCACUUCAGCACGGCUCACGGCGCUGCUGGGGACAAGGGCGUCCUGGAGAGCCGGCUGCUGCACCCCCGCCGGAGCUACCAGUGCCUGCAGUUCUUCUCGUACCACAGCGGCAGCCCCACGGACCAGCUGAACAUCCGGGUGCGAGAGUACGACCAGGAGCACCCCAACGGCACCCUGCGCUUCAUCCGGCGCAUCGAAGCAGAGCCAACGUCUCGGUGGGAACUCCACCACGUCACGCUGAACGUCUCCAAGAAGUUCCGAGUGGUCUUCGAGGGAGUGAAGGGAGAUGGACUUUCAUCAGGCGGUCUCUCCAUCGAUGACAUCAACCUCUCGGAGACGGAAUGCCCCGAGCACGUGUGGCGCGUCAGCAACUUUGCCGGCCUCCUGGACACGAUGCCGGCCGGCGAGAACGUCUGCAGUCCACGCUUCCUCUCGAGGGAGGGCUACACCUUCCAGGUGUGUCUGUACCCCAAUGGCACGGAUAACAGCCCUGGCCAGCUGGCCACCUUCUUCCACCUCGUUUCUGGGGACCAGGACGACAAGCUGGCGUGGCCAUGCCCGUGGAAGCAGACCACCAUGAUGCUGAUGGACCAAAACCCAGACAUCCGGCGGCGAAUGUCCAACCAGAGAAGCGUCACCACUGACCCCACCAAAAUGGUCAUGGACGAGAGUGGAGAGUCGGUAUUCCAGUGGGACGAUCCGCGCAAAGUGGGUACUCCAAUCACGGAGGGAGAAAUCAUGUAUUACCGAGGACCAGGAGAAGGCACCAGCACAUUCCUGACACAGUCCAGAGCCAGGAGCAGGGACUUCAUCAAGGGCGGAGAUGCCAUUUUCCUCCUCACUAUGGAGGAUGUCUCUCAUCUCCUGGAGAAACAGGAAACACCGACCACCAAACCGGUCCCCCCAACCUUGAAUGCCACCGCCCAGCCAAACGCCACCCAGGGUACAAUCACGACCUCGCCUCAUGACCCCUGUACCGAUGUCACGUGCGAGAAUGACGGCGUCUGCGUCAUCGCUGAAGGGGCCGCUGUCUGCAGGUGUGCUGUGGGAAAUGACUGGUGGUACACGGGAGACAGGUGCCAGAGGAAAGGCUCAGCGCAGGAAGCAACCAACACUGCAUUAGCGGCCUCCUUGUCUGUCCUGGCGGCCAUGCUAGUGGUGACGACCGUGAGCGUGCUAUGCAUCAGGAAGAAGUACAAGAAGCAGCUCAGGAAGCAGGACGACGGAGUCGUACUGGAGAACAGAGCAGCAGCUUGAGUGAUGCACCUGAGCACUGAAUGGAGCUGAAGAAGUGAACAUGCACAUCUGUGUAUUUUCAAACCAUGAAAAAUAAAGU
Messenger RNA from Scleropages formosus (Asian bonytongue), 2278 nucleotides. Its product is annotated as meprin A subunit beta-like. Bases 4 to 2199 code for a protein of 731 amino acids. The transcript is spliced from 15 exons. Gene Ontology annotation, molecular function: protein binding; zinc ion binding; metalloendopeptidase activity. The record is from RefSeq and is a predicted model, not a curated record. Gene Ontology annotation, cellular component: membrane. NCBI's taxonomy places the organism in Eukaryota, Metazoa, Chordata, Actinopteri, Osteoglossiformes, Osteoglossidae. Gene Ontology annotation, biological process: proteolysis.